AUGGAGUCUUUAAAGAGCCUUGGAGACCUGUACCUGGAGAAAGGAAGGGUUGGGAAGGACGAGGCAGUCUUCACCAGAGCAGCAGGUCUGUACCAAGCGGCGCUGGACCGCUGUGAAGAUUCAGACGGCAGAGAAACGCUGACACACCGCAUCAAGUAUGCCGAGAGGGUCAAGGAAAAAGUGUUUAAGGCCAGGAGAAAAGUCUCGAAGAUGAUGACAAACACGAGACAUGUCAAGGUGCAGGAGAAACUGUUCCAGAAUGGGCAGGCCUACUGGAGAGAUGCUGAGUUACUCGGGGAUGGCAUCCAAAUGGAUAAGCUGGAGUUUCCAGACUGCAGUUUUGAGUGGAAGCCUCUGACCGACGGAACCUACAGCCUGACCAUGAAGAGUAAGGACCCUCCCUGCUUCCCAGACUUCUUAAGGAGCGACCCGAGGACCGAGAAGGUGUCUCAGCUGCACCUGUCCGUCAACAGGAUGAAGAAGAUACCUGCCGGCGUCAGCAUCUUCUCACAGGUUACUGAUGUGAAACUGGAUCGGAACAAACUGAAAAGUCUCACUGCAGAAUUCACCCAGCUGAAGAAGAUCAAGAAUUUGGAUCUUGGAAACAACGUCUUCAGGAAGUUUCCGGAAGAGAUUAAGGAGUUCCGUGACCUUGAGGUUCUUCGCUUCUCCGUAAACCAGGUGGAGGAGAUUCCUUCAGGUGUGUUUCCGCGUCUUCGGAAGCUGAAGAACCUUCGGAUUGGCUCCAACAAGCUGAAGUCUCUGCCUGAGGACCUGGCACAGCUGGAGAAUCUGGAGUAUCUGAAGAUCUCCAGUAACAAGUUCUCCUCCUUCCCUCCACAACUUCUGCAGCUGCCCAGCAUCAGGCAAGUCUGUAUCUCCGGCAACAAGAUCACAGAGGUUCCCCUGGAGUUUUUUGAGAAACCACUGGAACUCUUCCAGGCAGAGGACAACCCCCUACAACAGCCUCCACUGGAAGUGUGCAGCAGGGGCAUUGAGGCGAUAAAGAGUUAUUGCAGACAGAUCAGCGAAUCAUCUGAGAACAUCAACGACAAACGACUGAAGCUCGUGUUGCUUGGAGAAAAAGGUGCAGGGAAAACCAGCUUGUGCCAUUCGCUGAAGGAGGGAACAUCACAACUCGCAGACCCGGAUGAUCGGACUGUCGGCAUCGAUGCACACGAAAUCACGGAGGGGGACGUCACCUUCCUGACGUGGGACUUCGCAGGACAGCAGGACUACCUGGUCACUCACCCUGUCUUCAUCACUAAGGACGCUCUGGUGCUGCUGGUGGUCAACCUGGAGACAUACAGGUGA
This is a messenger RNA of Branchiostoma belcheri (Belcher's lancelet), 1314 nucleotides long. RefSeq names its product malignant fibrous histiocytoma-amplified sequence 1 homolog. The record is from RefSeq and is a predicted model, not a curated record. Lineage: Eukaryota; Metazoa; Chordata; Leptocardii; Amphioxiformes; Branchiostomatidae. Bases 1 to 1314 code for a protein of 437 amino acids. Gene Ontology annotation, molecular function: protein binding. The transcript has 7 exons.